UUGAACCUUUUCAUUUAAAGUCUUCUGAUUGGAGCUGCGGUUUCAUUGACUCCGCCCACAGCGGUUACGUCUUUUCGUAAACAAACCGUGACGUUUUCUGAGGAACCCGGAAGUGGCAGACUCAUCGCUCGGCUCGCUCAUCAAAACAACAACAUCCCCGUUGUCGCCUCCUCUGAACGUUUUAUAAACGUGACAGCGAUAUCACGGACAACGUAACGGCCCGAUGAUCCAAACGGAGUAACAUAAACCGCUGAGUCAAGCCGUUAACGUUAGCUUUCAAAAAAGUUAGCGUUAACGUUAGCUUAGCUGGUUAGCUUAGCUGGUUAGCUCCUAGCUCUCCCUCGGUUAGGGCUAGAAGGGAUACAGCUACGGCCACGACAGUUAUAUUUAGACACCAAAACGAAUAGUUUAGUUCAGGAAAAAGAUCUUGGUUUGGAUUAUAACACCCCCGCGUUUCCUGGACGAAAGCAUCAAAGUUAUAUAAUUAUAAUUAUUUUAGCCGAGAUUUUGCGUGAUUUUACCGUAGCUGUAUCCCUUCUAGCCACGACCGUGUCCCUCUCCAUGGCGUCCUCAGCGGGGCUCCCCCCGCUCGGCCCGGACCGUGCUGCCUCAUCCCCGGGCCUGAGGCCGCUUCUCCGGCCCCAUCACCCCCAUCCUGCUCACUCCACCCCGGGUUGUGUGAUGGUUGAGUCGGUGGACGACGCAGAGGGGCUGUACGUGGCGGUGGAGCGGUGCCCGCUGUGCAGAACGUCCCGCCGCAGACUGACCUGUGCCCGGUGCGUCCAGGCCGGGGACUUCGUGUACUUUGACGGGAGGAACUCUGAAAGAUACAUUGAAAAGUUGGAGCGACUGAAGAAGCUGAAGGAAGAAAAGGAGCAACUGCAACAGAGAGUUAUCCAGAACAUGGACCAGAAGCUGCAGGCCGAUGAGAUGAAAUGGAAGAUCAUGUCGUGUAAGAUGAAGAUCGAGCAGCUGAAGGAGGCGGUCGCCGGGGCCAACGACGAGGAGAAGAACGAUAAGGAUCUGCUGCGCUGCUCUCUGGAGGAGAGCCAGCGGCUGCAGCGGCGGGCCGGGCGCCACCAGGAGAAACGGGAUAAGAUCGAGCGUCACAAUCGUCGCCUUGGCGACCUGCUGGAGCGCCGAAGCCGCGAGCUGCAGAGCCGGCUGGCGGCGCUGGCGGCGCUGAGGCGGGAACACAUCCUGGAGCUCCGCACGCACAUCUUCCCCACACAGGAGGAGAAGCAGGGCAGCAGAGACCCCGCAGACGUGGUGGCAGAGUGUGACCCCGCGCUGACCUCCAGCACGGUGAGCGAGCUGGCCGAGGCUCGCCGGACCACGUACCUGUCGGGACGCUGGAUCUGGGACGACCAGAACGGAGAGACCAGCAUCAGCAUCACGGGGGCGCCCGUCACGCUGCCUAGCAACGGAGACUGCUCCGCCUACUACUGCUGGGUGGAGGAGAAGAGCACCAAUCAGGGCCCAGAGUGCGACCACAUCAACCCGGCCCACACCAUAAGUGCGGCUCUGUGCUACGCCACGCAGCUCGUCACCAUCCUGUCUCACAUCCUGGACGUCAACCUGCCCAAGAGGCUCUGCAACAGCGAGUUCUGUGGAGAGAAUCUGAGCAGAUACCGUUUCACCAGAGCUCUGAGCAAACUCAACACCAACAUCCUGCACCUCUGCUUCUCACAGCAUGUUGACAGUGAGAAGCUUCACCCUCAUCACACUCUGAGAAACAUCAUGUUCCUGGUUUCCCCUGACAACGACAACCUGGGCAGGACCGGCCCGUUCGAGGUGAGUGCUGACCUGGAGGAGUCGAUGGAGUUCGUGGAGCCGGAGGCGGCCGGGCCGGCGGAGGAGAGCGGAGACGAGGCGGUGACGGACGAGGAGACGGACCUGGGGACGGACUGGGAGACAGUGCCCAGUCCUCGCUUCUGUGACAUCCCAUCACAGUCCAUGGAUCUUUCCCAGAGUGCAUUGCAGGUGUCCCAGCCCUCUGCUAACGCCGGAGGGAUGAUCUCGUCUGCAGCUGCGUCCGUCACUUCGUGGUUUCGAGCAUACACCGGCCAGCGCUGACCCAAGCCGACAGGAAGCUGUGAAACAGGUCUGGGUGCUCAGACUCUGGUCAGAGGUCAGAGGUCAGCGGGGGGGAUCCAGUCACACCAUCCACAGGAACCAGUCCCUUCUCUUCGUUGUGGAUCACACGGCCUCGACCCUCGACCUUCUGAUCCUGAUUCACAAUUUUUUAUUUUAAUUAAGCUUUACACACACACACACACACACACACACACACACACACAGACAGACGUAGAUGCACACACACACACUCUAAAAAGAUCUGCCUCUAGAUUUUUGUGGAAUCAGAUAUCAGUUAUGUUUUGAAAGCCGGCCCUGGAGCCGGCAGAGCUUACCUUUUGUUAUUCUGCACACCAGCAUCUCCGGAAGACGCCGAAACUGUCCACUCAUGCCGUGAGACGGCAAAACUGUCCACUCAUGCCGUGAGACGGCAAAACUGUCCACUCAUGCCGGGAGACGGCAAAACUGUCCACUCAUGCUAAGAAAAUACAGAUCCACCAGUCAGAAACGUGCGCCGUAACGCCGACCUGCUGCAGAUAGAAUGUGAUCGCCUUCAUCGAGCCGUGUUAAGAUCAAUCAUUACAAGUUUAAUCAUCCUGAAACUCUUAAACAUUUAAUAGUUUAUAAAGAUGUAACAGAUGGUUCCUAAUCACACGUUUACGUGGCUGUUAGAGUAUUUUAUUGGUUAUUAAAGUGUUAAACCGA
Molecule: messenger RNA, 2781 nt
Organism: Sander lucioperca (pikeperch)
Lineage: Eukaryota; Metazoa; Chordata; Actinopteri; Perciformes; Percidae
Gene: atg14
Product: autophagy related 14
Exons: 11
Coding region: 562-2076 (504 amino acids)
Biological process (GO): cellular response to starvation; mitophagy; autophagosome assembly
Cellular component (GO): extrinsic component of omegasome membrane; mitochondria-associated endoplasmic reticulum membrane contact site; extrinsic component of phagophore assembly site membrane
Source: RefSeq, a predicted model, not a curated record